Prorocentrum cordatum is the source of this 1107-nucleotide messenger RNA. Lineage: Eukaryota; Dinophyceae; Prorocentrales; Prorocentraceae. The record is from the annotation of a GenBank genome assembly.
AUGGGGCGCAAAGCCCGCAUGAAGAAGAAGUUGCAGGAGAUCGGCCCGAGCGAUCCGUGGCCGCGACUCCAGCCGCUCAUACCCCUCACUCCAGGUCCUCAGAUGGCGGGCGGGAUGCCCGCUUGGCCUCAUGGGGCGAUGCCGCGGGGGCCGUGGUGGACGCCGACGCGGAUCCCACCACCGCCGCCACCAGGAGGAGGGAACAGUGAUCUUAAGGUCCGUUGCAGUUCGGGAGCGUGCAAGAGGUGGGCCUGGACCAGCAAGCUGGCCAUGUACCGCAACACAUGCCUGUGUGGGUCGGCCUUCUCGAACCAGCCUUUCGAGGAGGGCAAGGACCUGCAGAACUCCAAGGGCAAGGGCAAAGGAGGCCGUGGGCAGCAGGGUGGGUCCUCGGCCGCAUUCUCGGCGCAGUUGGAAGCGUUGAUCAAGUCCCAGCCUGAGUCGCAGGCGGCCAAGGCUGCCCAGGUGCUGCUCACGGCGGCGACCGCAGCGGCCAGCCAGCCGAAGCCGCACACGACCCAGCAGGUGACUGAGGUGUCGGCGAAGGUGCAGAGGGCGCAGUCGGCUUUCGACAUGGCGCAGAGGCAUCAUAUCAAGCUGGCAUCGGACAUGGAGAAGAACAAAAUCGUGCUCCAGGAGGCCGCCAGUGCGUUGACGGAGGCAGAGCACGAGAGAGCCACCCUGUUCAAGGCUAUGAUCCCGAGUGCACAACAGUCCCAGGCCACGCCUGGGCCUGCGAGUGGUGCAUCGGCCAUCGAUCUGAGUGCGAUGCUAACGGCCAAUCAUUUGGAGGAGUCGAUGAUCUCGCUGGAUCUUGGGUCGGAUUUUGACAACUCGGACGGGGUCAUGAAUCAGACGGACUUGGAGGAGCUGGAGCGCCGCAAGUCUGCGGUCAAGAAGGCUCUCUUCGACGCGAUGAAGGCGUCCUUCGGCAGCUUGCAGGAGAAGCUGAAGGAGCAUCGGGACUCGCUGGCGGAGAUCCGUGAGUCCAACGCCAAGAAGCGGAGGGUGCCAGUCCCAGGUGGCGACGCGGACGGGGUGGAGAAGGCGAGGAUGGAGGCCAUCGCCAGCAAGCUGGAGGCGGCGGCCAAGUCCUUGCUCGAUAGG